AAAGACGUGAUGUGAACAAUCACCCACUGCUGGCUCCUCCCCCUCCUUUCCCUUCAAGCCAGCUGUGCUGUCUCACUGGACUCAACACAUCACCUCUCUCUCUGUCAGUAUCAGUGCUCCCUGGGGACCAAUUUUUUUUUUAUUUUUUUUUUUUUCCUUCAAGGAUCUUCUGUUUCUUUGACUAAAAUACAUAUUUCAUCAGAAGUUCCAACAUGGCAGCACAGUUCCUGAGAGGGCUCUGUGAGGUGGAUCAGCACUUCUACACACCUGGAAACAACAUCUGAGCUUUUCAAGGAUUCAGAGAUGAGCCAUCACAAAGCUUUGGAAGUGCUCAACUUUACAAGACUCUGAGAAAAACUUUUUGGUGGAACUACAGCCAAUUUUCAUCUGUGAAUUUGACGUCUGUAGGAUCCUUCAGUCUCAUCACUGAACAAUGGGAGAGUCUGGAAUAGAGAUGUGUACUUUGAAACCUUUAUUAUGAAUCAUGGAGGAAAACAGUUCAUUUCUGACCCCUGACUACAAUGACAGCACCUCCGCUUGGGCGCCGAUGCCCUCGGCUCCCAGCAGGCACCUGGGCGCCCUUCCCAACCCCCAGACACGCUUCAAGGACCUGGCGGGGAUAUUUUUCAUGGUGACCCUGAAUGUUCUGGCACUUCUGGCCAACACCGCUGUUCUGGUUGUUGUCAUGAAGGCCCCUCACCUCAGGAAAUUUGCCUUUGUUUGUCACCUGUGUGCAGUGGACCUGCUGUGUGCCAUGUUGCUCAUGCCUCUUGGGAUUGUGUCCAGCUCUCCGUACUUUGCUGAUGUGGUGUUCACUGUGCUGGAGUGUCAGGUCUACGUAUUCCUCAAUGUAAUCCUCAUAGCUGCCUCUAUCUUCACCAUCACAGCCAUCAGUGUGGAGCGUUACUACUACAUCGUCCACCCUAUGCGCUACGAGGUGAAGAUGACGCUGAAGCUGACCGCUGCUGUCAUGGCGAUGGUGUGGGUGGCCUCUGCCAUACUGGGGUUGUCCACUGUGUUUGGGUGGCCGUCCUACGGCAGCCUGAACACCAUCAGUGCUGCACACUGCUCGCUGCAUUGGAGCCACAGCGAUCACAGACGAGUUUUCUCUGUGCUCUUCAGUGUCACCUGUUUCUGCCUGCCUGCUGUUGUCAUUUUUGCUGUCUACUGCAAUGUGUAUAAGGUGGCCCGCGUGGCCGCCCGCCAGCAUGGACCUCUGCCCUCAUGGACAAACAGUCAACUGAAGCAUCGCUCUGACUCCAUAAACAGCCAGACCACCAUCAUCACAACCCGCAGCGCCCCACGCAGGACUAUGCGUGAUCGUCAUUUUGGUGGUGGUAAAGCUGCCCUCACUCUGGUGGUCAUUGUUGGCCAGUUUCUGAUCUGCUGGCUGCCUUACUUUGCCUUCCACCUCCAUCUGACAAUAGAUGCAGCGUCCAACCUUCCUGAUGACCUGCAGGAAGCAGUCACCUGGCUGGCAUAUUCCUCCUUUGCUAUUAACCCAUUUUUCUACGGGCUUCUCAACCGGCAGAUCCGGGAGGAGCUUUGUAAGCUGAGGCGCUGCUACUCGGCCCGGCCAGUGGAGCUGGCUGUCUCCAGCCACGAGGGCUCAGGCCACGAGAACUUCCUGCAGUUCCUCCACAGGACCAGCUGCACAUUAGAGACACAAGCAAGCUAUGCCACAUCCAGUCCUAGAAACACUCUGGAUCAGACCGGACAGACUGGCUUCAGGAUACCGGGGCAGAUCCCAGAAGAGUUCAGUUAGUCAUACACCUCGCUGUUGUGCCACGGGAUUAAUCAUCUGCAGAACUAUUGGAGAAAAAGAUAGAUACAGCAUCAAGAAAUAAAUUCUGAGCUUUUGUGUUUGAAACUUGACUCUUUUCCUUUAUCUAAAAAUUAGGUUCAGAAAGAAAUACUGGAACAUAAAGCUAAUGGAGAUAGGUUUUUAAAUUGUUGUUACUGCUUUUGUGGUCGAUCUAGCAGUUAUACAGUGACUAAUCAAGUGAGGGAGACUUUAUUUUUACUGGCUACUAAAGCAAAGUUACUGUUUAUCUGCAAACCGUAUAUCUGUUUUAAUAAAAGUUAUCACAUCAUACUUGAACAGUAAGUCAUGACAAUAUAUCCAGUUAAGAGAACUGACAAAGGGAUUUACAAUCUACUGAGCAAGAGAGUGAGCAGUAAUUUACUAUUACAAUAUCUAUAAAUUCAGGACACUACUUGUUUUUAUAUACAAAUAUAGCAGCAAUCUUCUUUAUACGAGUCAAUAUUCAACAAUUCAAUGUUGUCAUGUUGCAGGAAUUUCUGUAAACUUUAUUUAUUGUACUGAAAGAAGAGACACAUCACUGUCUGUUCAAGAAUUUGUUAUUUCUUAUUGCUUUAAUUGUGCAAAUAAACACUUGUUACCUUAAUCAUUUAUGUAAAUCAUAUCGCAGUACAUACAGAGAUUUUCUUUCUUUUCUUUUCAUAUCAUUGAUUUAGUAUUUUCUGACAGCAGAGAAUGAUUGGUGUUCAGAUGGAAUCAUUCAUUUGAAAGGGUCAGCCUCUGAAAAUAACGGAGCAACAAUGUGAUCAAGCUGUCCUGUAACCAUGAGAUCAACAGCCGGCCUCCAAAUUAAA
Molecule: messenger RNA, 2616 nt
Organism: Seriola aureovittata
Lineage: Eukaryota; Metazoa; Chordata; Actinopteri; Carangiformes; Carangidae
Product: probable G-protein coupled receptor
Exons: 2
Coding region: 485-1765 (426 amino acids)
Biological process (GO): G protein-coupled receptor signaling pathway
Cellular component (GO): endosome; plasma membrane; signaling receptor complex
Molecular function (GO): G protein-coupled receptor activity
Source: RefSeq, a predicted model, not a curated record